This is a messenger RNA of Camellia sinensis, 1254 nucleotides long. The record is from RefSeq and is a predicted model, not a curated record. NCBI's taxonomy places the organism in Eukaryota, Viridiplantae, Streptophyta, Magnoliopsida, Ericales, Theaceae.
CAUGAGCACGACCUCCCACAGACGGGGGAACAUAGUCGGUGGCUACUGGAGAGCCUGGGAGCUAUGGGUUUUCGCAUACUUUCCCACACUAGCCCCGGAGCUUGAGGUGGAGGUGCCUCUUAUGAUCCCUUACUCGCUCGUGUUUGAGGGCCAGUAUCCACCGAGAGCUCGGGAGACUCUGCCCUACCUGCGGUAGUUUUUCGACACAGUGCGACUGACAGAGCUUAUGCAUUGGUUAUCCGCAAAUCACAUGGCAGCCCUGGGCGCCCUUGGGUGGAAACACUCGAUUUCAGUAUGUUGGGGGAUGGGCCUCUUCUCGGUACAGGAUCCUGUUUGAGGGGCCAGCUGGCAGGGCCUGGUUCCUGGGGGAACGUUUCAUGCGCCAAACAAUGGGCUACCCUCAUCAGGAUAUCCCCUCAGCACCUCCGAACGAUAUGCAGCUCACUGGGAGGCUCACUCCCCAAGAGGUCGCUAGUGCCAUGUUGGAUACAGACGUAUUGCUACAUUUAGAGGAGGGGGACUAUGCGACCUACCGUCAUACAUAUUUGAUGCCCUCAUUGACAGGUGUUCGUACUCCCACGAGGAGGUCUGCUGGCAUGCCAUCAUCGAGCCGACCCCAGGCUGCAGAUAUCCCUUCAACCAGCAGAGCUAGCACAUCGAGAGGUGGGGCUGGAUUGGUUCCCCCUAUCCCCCCGACUUAUCAUCAUGCCGGAUGGCCAGACAUUCUGACCGAGUUGAUGGGUUGGCGAUACGGGACUUCUUACCCGAUUUCGAUAGAGCCUCCUAUGCCUGAUCACCGAUACGUCAGUGAUCCUGACUCACCACCGCCACCCAGAGAGUACAUGGAGGGGAUGCUGGAUUGGUGGCCUUACUUGAGGGCAUGGUCUUGCGGAGGGAGGCAUAGCUGUCCAUCCUCGGUGUCCCGAUGCCUCCGCUAUAUACUGAGCCAUAGGUCGGGCCAUCUAGGCCUUCCCGGGGAGUUGGGAGAGGGGGUUCGACUCGCGACCGAGGCAGACGCAGAGCACCUGUUGUAGAGGAGGAGUCCAGCGAGGAUGAGGAGCCUGCGCAUCCCCAGUCAGAGACAUUUGCUAACAGAGAGGGUGGCUCUGGUUCCGAUUCUGGUAGUAGAGAUGAGGCCGAGGAGGAUUCCGAGAAUGACAACCCCGAUUCAAAUGAUGAUGAUGGUGCAGAGGCUGUUCCGCAGAAGAGGACGAAGAGGACCUCUUAUUCUUGCAGUUGAUAGCACUGAUGCAG